Messenger RNA from Actinia tenebrosa (Australian red waratah sea anemone), 1176 nucleotides. Its product is annotated as ATP-dependent RNA helicase DHX58. Gene Ontology annotation, cellular component: cytoplasm. Gene Ontology annotation, molecular function: DNA binding; ATP binding; hydrolase activity. The record is from RefSeq and is a predicted model, not a curated record. Lineage: Eukaryota; Metazoa; Cnidaria; Anthozoa; Actiniaria; Actiniidae.
UCAUGGUCUUCUUGUAAUUUCCGGGAUCUAAGUUAAGUGUGGAACGACAUGGGGCAUGAAAAUCGAAAUUUGAAAGUCGGCCGCCGUAUUAAAACCAUUUGAUUUGUAGCCAUGGAACUUAAAGAUCCGAAAGUGUGCUUCUUGUAUGACCAGCUUAGGGUCAAAACUAUCAUUUGCCUUGAUGAUUAUAUUAAUAGCGGAAGAGGCACUCUGGCUGAACUUAAAGAACGCUUACGUCGAACUCUCCCUGAAGAAGAACGAAGAAGAGUCAGAACUGUAAAAAAACUUGUGGAUACCUUGGAAAAACAAGGUGUUAUAGGAGAUAACAAUGUGGAGUUUUUAAAAAUGUUAGCUGAGGAGCUUGAAUUACCAAAACUGAAGCACAAAGUUGAGGAAUUCGAAACGAAGUGUUCAGGAAUAUUCCAGAAAGCAGUCAAUGUUGCAGGAAGAGCUCCAGGUUUUGUGUGGCAAAAGUUUAAAGGAGGAGUAUGUACCUCAGCCAUAUAUUUGAAAACUGUGUUGUCAAUAAAAGGAGUUCAAGUAGCCUUAGCAGGUGCAACUCUCAUAUAUGUGUAUGGGACGAAUCCCGAAAAACUGAAAGAUCUUCAACCAUUUGUGGAAUACGGGACUCAACUGGUUGCAAUCUUUAGAGGCUCGGUUGUUUUUGUCUUAAAAGUUUCAAGUAUUUCAUCACUAAAACGGUUAUGGCAAAGCUACAAGGAUGGCUCGUUGAAAGAAAAAAUGAAGAAAACCUUCAAUGAGAUGAAAGAAUUGAAGGAAGUGAGCCAUGGAGAAGAGAUUGAUGUGGAGGUUACAAUAGACGAGGAAGAGUACCGGGAAGUUCUCUGGGAUCUCGUCCUCUUAAAGGCGAAAGGUAAUUCAGUGAAAACCGAUACUAAAAGACAGCGCAGGCACUCAGUUUGCUGUGGACGAGAUUUCCCUGAAGAGGUCAGCAAACCAAUGGAUGUAACACAGAUACAAAUACGAGUAGGACGACCUCUUACAGAACUAGAAAUUUCUAUAGGAAAUAUCGAAGGGCUCAAAGAAGCUUUGAGAGGAAAAGAGUUUACAUUGUCAAGAAUCGCCGAAGUUGAAGAGCAAAGACUAUCUGAAAUAGGAAGACAAUUAUCGGAGAUGGAAAUCUUUUUAGGUAUUACGGUAACAUUUAAUCAGUAG